Messenger RNA from Helianthus annuus (common sunflower), 1700 nucleotides. Its product is annotated as cytochrome P450 Tp4149. Gene Ontology annotation, molecular function: oxidoreductase activity, acting on paired donors, with incorporation or reduction of molecular oxygen; iron ion binding; monooxygenase activity. The record is from RefSeq and is a predicted model, not a curated record. The coding region runs from base 84 to 1595 and encodes 503 amino acids. The transcript is spliced from 2 exons. NCBI's taxonomy places the organism in Eukaryota, Viridiplantae, Streptophyta, Magnoliopsida, Asterales, Asteraceae.
AGAUCCACUAUUAUAUAUUCAGACGAUGCCUCUAUGAGGCGUUAGAGCACAACAAAUCCCAAAACUUGCUAGCUAGUAAAAUCAUGGAAAUUUUUUCAUCCUCAGAAACUCUUCUCCUCUCUUCGUUUUCAUGCAUCGUUAUAGUGAUUUUUAUUUGUAUGAAAUGGAUUUUAUUUGAUUCGAGGAAUAGGAAGAACAUACCACCAUCUCCACAAAAACUUCCAAUAAUCGGAAACAUCCACCACCUAGGCUCAAGCCCUAAUCGCAACCUCCAAAUAUUGUCCCAAAAAUACGGUCCACUCAUUCUCCUUCGUCUAGGGAGCAUCCCUACUCUUGUAGCAUCCUCCGCUGAAGCAGCCCAUGAGAUCAUGAAAACUCAUGACCUCUCAUUUUGUAGUCGACCUAGUAUAUUUGCGCCCAAUAUAUUGCUCUAUGGUUCUAAGAGCAUCGUCUUCUCCCCUUAUGGGGAAUAUUGGAGGCGGUUGAAGAGCCUCGUGGUGCUCAAGCUUUUAAGUAACAUACGAGUUAAGUCAUACAAAAAAGUGAGAGAAAAUGAGAUAGUUCAUAUGAUUCAGAUGCUCAGAGAGAGUUGUGGGACAACGAUUGAUAUGGGGUCGAUGUUUACUUCACUAACAAAUAACAUAAUUAGUAGGAUUGCCCUCGGAAGGAAACUUGAUGGACCAAAGUACCAGAAAUUAUUGAGGGAGUUUGUGGAUAUGUUUAGUGUUUUUUGUAUUGGUAAUUAUUUUCCAUGGUUAUCAUGGGUAGAUCAAGUCACUGGUACGGUACGUAGAGCAAAAAAAAUAGCUAAAGAAUUUGAUGAGUUUCUUGAAAGCAUUAUAGAAGAACAUGUAAACAAGAAGAAAGGGGAGGAUGCUAAUAGUAAUGAAGAAGGAGAAGACUUCGUUGACAUUUUACUAGAUCUACAAAAAGAUAACACAUCUGCCUUUGCCCUUCAAAGAGAUACUCUUAAAGCUCUCAUCAUGGAGGCGUUUGCAGCUGGAACUGAAACUACACAAACCAGUCUAGAGUGGGCAAUGAGUGAGCUAAUAAGAAACCCAAGAGUUAUGAAAAAGCUCCAACAAGAAGUAACGGAAAUAGCACAAGGAAGAUCCAUGAUUUCCGAGGAGGACUUGGAAAGAAUGUCCUAUCUUAAAGCUGUCGUAAAAGAGUCUUUGCGAUUGCAUACUCCAUUCCCACUGCUUCUUCCACGAGAAUCAGUGCAAGAUGUAAAACUAAUGGGGUUUGAUAUUGCAGCAGGAACACAAGUGAUUAUCAAUGCUUGGGCAAUAGCAAGAGAUCCUUCCUUGUGGGAAGAACCAAAUGAGUUUAGGCCUGAGAGGUUCUUAAACAAUUCUAUUAACUAUCAAGGGUUGCAUUUUGAAUGGAUUCCAUUUGGUGCUGGCCGAAGAUCAUGCCCUGGUAUUCAAUUUAGUGUACCUGUUAUGGAGCUUGCAUUAGCAAAUAUUGUUUACAAGUUUGAUAUCGUGUUACCAAAUGGGAUAAAAAGUGAGGAUUUGGACAUGACCGAGGCAUUUGGUAUCACCAUCCACAGGAAGUCCUCUCUCAUAGUUUCGGUUAGUCCUCGAUUCUAGUUGUUUAUCUUGUUAUGUAAACUUCCAUUAAGCUGAACUAUCAUGUAAUGUACUACUUAAUUUGUGGGCUCAAGAAAUAAAACUAAUGUUCAUGUAUGACUUUCA